UCUUUCCGCCGGGAAAUUUGGACAGACGCUCAUACGAUUGCAGUACUAGGCUUCCUCUUCGUGGACUGAGAAUCAUUCCGUGGGGUGAUUUGUUUCUGAUUUUCAAGUUUCAAACAUCACAGGCAUUGUAAAGGAAAUAAAAUCAGAAGGUGAUUUGUUGUUCUGGUUUUUUCGGUUUCCUUCACAAUCAAAGUAAAAAAUUCCCUUUUAUUUUACUCCAAAAGGUACUAGCAUCAACAUCACUGGAAACUGUAAGUGGCAAGCAUGAUCAGAAAUAUUCAGAAUCAUCUCUGGUAAGUCUCGGGAAAGAUUUCAUAAAUCUUAAUGAGUUCCUAUGCUUGGCCAAUGUCGAAAAGUACGGCAGAAGCUGCUGGGAUUGAAUCGGGCUUUGAACACAUCAAUCAGAUUUUUAGAGGCAGUAACUGCAUAUUCGAAAGCUUACAAAGACUCGUACUAUUUCGUGGAUCUCUUGCAGCUCUGUAAAAACACGGCCGGCAUAAAAAAUGUGCAUGCCCAGAUUAUUAUCGGAGGUUGUGGACAAAAUCAAUUUAUUGCAACUAAGGUAAUUGGAAAGUACGCUGAGCUCAGUUCUUCUUCCAACCUGGAAAGCGCAAGGAAGGUGUUUGACAAAUUGUUUAAAAGAGAUGUAUUUUGUUGGAAUGUGAUCAUCAAGAGUUAUGCGAAUGUGGGUCCUUUUGUUGAAGCCUUGAACAUGUAUGAUGAAAUGCGCUCAAAUGGCAUAACUCCGAACCGUUACACAUACCCUUUUGUGCUGAAGGCUUGUGGCGCAGAGGAAGCUCAUAAAAAGGGGCAAGUGAUCCAUGGCCAUGUCGUGAAAUUUGGGUUGGACUUUGAUUUGUAUGUAGGAAACGCUCUCGUGACGUUUUAUGCCAAGUGUAAGGACGUUGACAUCUCUAGAAGAGUAUUUGAUGGGAUUCUUCAAAAAGACAUAGUUAGUUGGAAUUCCAUGAUUUCUGGAUAUACCACAAAUGGAUAUAUGGAUGAAGCAAUCCAGAUCUUCGAUGCCCUGUUGAGGAAUGAUGUCACAGGUGCUCCUGAUAAUGCCACUUUUGUAACUGUUCUUCCAGCGCUUGCUCGGGCUGCAGAUAUCCAAGCAGGAUUCUGGAUUCAUUCUUACAUUGUAAAGUCAGGAAUGAAACUUGAUGCGGCUUUAUGCAGUGGUCUUAUAUCCUUAUAUUCAAACUGUGGCUAUAUCAACAUUGCAAGAGCCAUCUUCGACCGAAUCUCUGACUCCGAGAGAAAUAUUUUUGUAUGGAAUGCCAUAAUUAGAUGCUAUGGGAUGCAUGGCUUUGCACAGGAGGCACUCAGUAUGUUCAAGCAACUAGUUGAAGCUGGCAUACGCCCAGAUGGGGUUAUAUUUUUGUGUUUGCUAUCUGCUUGUAGUCAUGCAGGUAUGCUAGCAGAAGGUUGGGACAUGUUUGAAACCAUGGAAGCUUAUGGAGUUCAGAAAAGUGGAGCACACUAUGCUUGUGCAGUGGAUCUCUUGGGAAGAGCUGGCCAUCUAGAUAAAGCUAUGGAACUUAUUAACUCUCUGCCUAUUCAACCAGAUAAAAAUGUGUAUGGUGCCUUGUUGGGUGCUUGUAGAAUACACAAGAACAUAGAACUGGCUGAAUUAGCUGCUGAGAAGCUAUUUGUGUUGGAUCCUGAUAAUGCAGGGCGUUAUGUAAUUCUGGCACAGAUGUAUGAAGAUGCAGGUCGGUGGAAGGAUGCAGCAAGAGUGAGGACAUUAAUCAGAGAGAGAGAAAUUAAGAAGCCAAUUGGGUAUAGCUCCAUCGAGCUAGAAUCGGGUUAUAAAAAAUUUGGAGUCAACGAUGAGACACACCCUUUUACUUCUGAGAUCUUUGAGACUUUGACGAGCUUGGAUAGGAUUAUGGCGCAAGUAAGUAUUCAUUGAUCCACUCAGCUAUCCUACUCCUCAAUCUGGAAGUUAUACGCCAUUGUCACUAUUUUUAACUACCCAUCUGCCAGGAAAGCAUCGUGUUGUCUAUUUUCUCCUCCAGACUCGAUGCAACGGGGAAAACAAAAAAAUACAUGUUUACACUUGAACAAUGACUUUGUUUUUUUUUCCCAUGAUUUUUUUACUCUAGGUGAGACUGAUCAAACCAAAGUUAUGUCAUUUUAUAUUUAUAUUUUUCGUAUAUCUUGAACGGUAAUAGACAUUUUCAAUGCCACUAAACUUAAAUCAA
This is a messenger RNA of Prosopis cineraria, 2207 nucleotides long. Its product is annotated as pentatricopeptide repeat-containing protein CRR2, chloroplastic-like. Lineage: Eukaryota; Viridiplantae; Streptophyta; Magnoliopsida; Fabales; Fabaceae. Gene Ontology annotation, molecular function: RNA binding; protein binding. The record is from RefSeq and is a predicted model, not a curated record. The transcript has a single exon. Gene Ontology annotation, biological process: RNA modification. Bases 335 to 1915 code for a protein of 526 amino acids.